Messenger RNA from Spea bombifrons (plains spadefoot toad), 1147 nucleotides. It is a transcript of the gene CCDC59, whose product is annotated as coiled-coil domain containing 59. NCBI's taxonomy places the organism in Eukaryota, Metazoa, Chordata, Amphibia, Anura, Pelobatidae. The record is from RefSeq and is a predicted model, not a curated record. Gene Ontology annotation, cellular component: nucleus. Bases 29 to 835 code for a protein of 268 amino acids. The transcript is spliced from 4 exons.
UCGCUAGGCGCCGGAGUGUGUGAGAAGCAUGGCGACUUCGGGUAAAUUAUUCUUCAAAACGUCUGUUCGGAACCGGGAAGCGAGAGAAUGUACAGAUGCUAAACCGGCGCACAGAAGGAAAGGAGCGGACGGUCCUUCCGGAUCUGUUUUCCGAAAAGGAGGAAGCGGUGGAUAUGAAAUAGGAGCGAAGGGAAGGGGUAGAGGGGGUCUGGGUGGAAGAGACAGAGGGCAGGCGACUAGACCCGGCAUCCAGGGAUUACAGAACCGUGGCCCAGAGGGUCGGAAUCCAAAGAAGACAAAGCACAGAUGGGUUCAACCGCAGCAGAAAGUGCUCUGGGGAAGUGCGAGCGAAGGUCACGGAUUUGCAUUGUGGAGAAAAAGAAAGGUUCAACUUGAGUAUAAAAAACUUCUAAGAAAGCAAAAGAAGGUCAGUGCGACUAAAGAAGUUCAGUACACGGAUAAUUAUCCUGAACAUUUAAAGCACCUUUACUUGGCUGAAGAAGAAAAGCUAAAAAAUCAAGAAAAAAGACGAAGACCAGAAACAGACAGCGCACAGGCAGAAGAGGAAUCCACAUCAGAGACACCCAGGAAGAAAUUUAAAAAGAAAACCUCAAACCAAAAAGCAAAAGAAGCAUACGAGAAAGUACAGCAAGAGCGUGCAAGUAAAAGAGAGGAAGCUGAAAAAAGAAGGAAAGAGCGAGAAGAAGCCCAGCGCCUAUACAAGAAAAAGAAAAUGGAAUCAUUUAAAAUACUCAGUGCAAAAACAAAGAAAGGACAGCCAAACUUUAAUUUACAGAUGGAAUACCUGCUUCAGAAGAUACAGCAGGACUCCUAAUAUAUUUUACAGUGCUUAUUAUGAGGUGCAUCAUCUUUGAUGCGUGAUUUGCUCUCAUAUGAGAGUUAUACACACAGUUUGUUUAUAGAAAUACAAACAUAUUAUAAAAUAUUCUGAAAAAAUAAACUGUUAAAAAUAUGGAUGCAUUAAAACAUAUGUGCACAUUUAUAUUGUGACUAAGGAGCCACCUUUGCUCAAAGCAUGAAAUCUUAACCUUUUGCCAGUAAAUCGACACUCUCAUAAAAUGCGUAAUUUAGUCUAUACAGUAUUGUCAUCUAUGCACAGUGGAAAAUAUAACAUCCUCCCCAAAAA